UCCUUGUAGCCUGCUGCUGAGGGUCCAGCUGUAAAAAUACUUGCAAAGAUCCAUCGGGUUGGUUGAGAGCUGUGGCUGAUCCACAAAGUAGCCUACACAGAUAAUGGGACACAACAUGCUGCCGCGGCGCAUGUUCCUCUGGUGUAUGGCUGUCAUCUAUAUGUUUGCUUUUGUCUCCCUUUACCUCCAGAUACCAGGUCUCUAUGGUAAUGAGGGACUGUUGCCUGCACGGUGGCAGCUGAGAUACAGCGGCAAGCCUCUGUUGGACCAGAUUCUGUCCUCUCCUACUCUGUUAUGGCUGGGGCCGAAGCUGGGCCUGGACACGCACACUGCCAUGGAGCUGCUUUGCCUGGUAGGGGCAGCCCUUAGCCUGGCUGCUACACUGCUGGAGAGUCUGAGAGACAGCCUAGUCUAUUUCUGUUUGUGGGUGCUGUACCUGUCUCUGUACCAGGUUGGCCAGGUCUUUCUCUACUUCCAGUGGGACAACCUGCUCCUGGAGACAGGGUUCCUGUGUGUCCUCGUAGCCCCCUUGACAUUGGUGCGGGGGUCGAGAGGGGUCAGGGAGCAUGACCCGAUAACGUUCUGGUUGGUGCGUUGGCUGCUCUUCAGACUGAUGUUUGCCUCUGGAGUGGUCAAACUUACCUCCCGCUGUCCCACCUGGUGGGGCCUCACAGCCCUGACCUACCACUAUGAGACCCAGUGUAUCCCUACACCCCUGGCCUGGUAUGCCCACCAGCUGCCUGUGUGGUGGCACAAGCUCAGCGUGGUUGGCACCUUUGUCAUUGAGAUCGCAGCCCCCUUCCUCUUCCUGUGCCCUCUACGAAGGCUCAGGCUUGGGGCCUUCUACAUGCAGGUGUUACUGCAGGUGCUAAUCAUCACAUCUGGCAACUACAACAUCUUCAACCUGCUGACUCUGGCUCUCUGUCUGUCCCUGUUGGACGAUCAACACGUGCAUUUCUGGCUACGCAGGUCACAGAAACCGAACAGCUGUGGUUCCAAGGUGUUUUCUUGGGCCUGUUUGAUGGUGGAGCUGGCAGUGUGGUCUCUGAUGUUCUAUGGAGCAGUCAUAUGCUUUGAGCUGCAGUUGGACUGGGACAAAGGGAGUGUCCGCUCAAGGACAGCAUUCACCUACCACCAGUUUAACCAGUUCCUGAAGACUGUCACCAUUCCCAGUGUCUGGUUGGGCAUCCUCUCUCUUACCUGGGAGGCGGUCACUGCCAUGUUCAGGUGUGCGUGUGUUCAAGGCUUUCUGAAGAGAUUCUGGGGGACUCUACAGUGGAUAGUGUUUGCUGCUGCUGCUGCCUCCAUUUUCGCCGUCAGUCUGGUGCCUUUCACCUACGUGGAGUACGACUCUAACGCCAGCCUGUGGCCGGGGGUCCGCCGGGCGUACGAGGCGGUGGACCGCUACCAGCUGGUCAACUCCUACGGCCUGUUCAGGAGGAUGACCGGGGUGGGGGGGCGACCUGAGGUGGUCAUCGAGGCAAGCAUGGACAGAGUGACGUGGACGGAGAUCGAGUUCAUGUAUAAGCCAGGGAACAUGAGUGCCCCCCCUGCGGUGGUUGCUCCCCACCAGCCCAGGCUGGACUGGCAGAUGUGGUUUGCUGCCCUGGGACCCCACACACAGGCCCCGUGGUUCACCAGCCUCGUGUACAGACUGCUGCAGGGAAAGAGAGACGUAAUUGAGCUGAUCCAGUCCGAUGUGUCUCGCUACCCAUUCCUGCAGCAGGCUCCCUCCUACAUCCGAGCCCACCGCUACAAAUACUGGUUUACAGAGCCCAAGUCUGAUGGCUCGUACCCUGACCGAUGGUGGAGGAGGGUGUACUCAGAGGAGUUCUAUCCCACAGUGCACCUGGGUGACACCUUCCUGGAGAGCAUGCUCAGUCAGCAUGGGCUCAAGGACAGGUCUCCUCCCUGGCGUGUUCCAGAAGCCCCUCUCGCACAGGCUGUGAGGUGGGUACGCUCCCAGGUGAGGGGUGUGUCGGCCCCUCUGCUGCUCUGGAGCCUGUUUGCCUGCAGUGCCACCAUCUGUCUACUCCGGGGACUGCGCCACUCCUGUGCUACUACACACAAACACAAACCCACCGCAACCAAUUCUGACCACACGGACACCAUACCUGAUGGUAACUCCUCGCUGGAGGAAGAGCACCAAGAGAAGGAGGGGAAGGAGCUGAAAGAUGAUACAGUAGAGGAAGAGAAUUGUGAAGGAAAUAGUGUAGCAGAGGAAGACAAGCAGAUGGAGGAGGAGGUGGAGGAGGAUGAUGAGGAAGAAGAGGGCAAGGUGAGUGAAAAGGAUGACAUGGAAAUGCUACGAAAGAGAAAUAUUACGUGUGAGGAUGAGAGGCAGGGCAACUACCCAGUUAGUUGAAGGCUAUCUGUCCAAAUUACCUGUUUGUCUUAUUUUCUCUGACUAGAAAACAGAUUGUAUUUUUCAUGUUUUCAGUCUGAGAAAAUAAAACAUUUGUCACGCAUGUCACACCUGCCUGUGAGUUAUUAAAUAUUCUGCAUACUCUACCCUUCAGACUGUAUGGCCUACAGAUAGCUUACUAGCCAUUUUCUAACUGUUUCUGCUUGUCUCCACUGGUUACAGUUGUGCCAAGAUGAUGUUUGGUGAUGUAUUAUGUACGUUGUGUGAUCGUGUUGUCAUGGUUGAUAAUGUCAAUCUCGGUUUGUCAUGAUUAUAGGGGCACUUCUGUGGUAAGAAUCAGACAAUGGAGGAGAACAUAUGAUAGAAAGUGUCAUAUGUAAAAAAUAUCAUGUUCUUUUUGAUACUAUGCUGACAAUCAAGAGAACAUACCUUUUGGUAUAGUUCCAUGUUUUUGUUUUUGUGUCUUGUGUGUGUUAAAUGUUUGCUAUGCCUCUAAGAUACUGUAAGUAUUUUAACCAACUGCACUAUUUCCCAUUUCCACAAAUGUUUUUUUUUCUACUUUUGUCAGUGUUGCAAAAAAGUACAUCGCAAAACUAUAUCUUUUGGACACUUUUUUGUAUCAUUUAUAAUAAAGCAAAAAUUGACACGUA
Molecule: messenger RNA, 3015 nt
Organism: Osmerus eperlanus (European smelt)
Lineage: Eukaryota; Metazoa; Chordata; Actinopteri; Osmeriformes; Osmeridae
Gene: lmf2a
Product: lipase maturation factor 2a
Exons: 14
Coding region: 104-2365 (753 amino acids)
Biological process (GO): protein maturation
Cellular component (GO): endoplasmic reticulum membrane
Source: RefSeq, a predicted model, not a curated record